CUCCAGCAUUGCUGACCAAGUGGCCAGACUGGCCUGUCCCAGAGCCAUGGCAAAGAAAGGACUUGUCAUUUGUAUCCUGGUGGCCAGCUUACUCCUGGACCAGACCAACAGCUACCCAUCCCGAGUGAAAGCCAGGAAGCACAGCAAACGCCGAGUGAAAGAAAAGGAUGGUGACCUGAAGUCUCAAGUUGAAAAGCUGUGGCGGGAAGUCAAUGCCUUGAAGGAAAUGCAAGCCCUGCAAACAGUUUGUCUUCGAGGCACCAAAGUUCAUAAGAAAUGCUACCUUGCUUCAGAAGGCCUCAAACAUUACCAUGAAGCCAACGAAGACUGCAUUUCCAAGGGAGGGACCCUGGUUGUCCCCAGGAAUUCCGAUGAAAUCAGUGCCCUUCGAGACUAUGGUAAGAGGAGUCUGCCAGGUGUCAAUGACUUUUGGCUAGGCAUAAAUGACAUGGUCACAGAAGGCAAGUUCCUUGAUGUCCACGGAUUCGCCGUCUCCUUCCUCAACUGGGACCGUGCCCAGCCAAGUGGUGGCAAGCGGGAAAACUGCGUCCUGUUCUCCCAGUCAGCUCAGGGGAAAUGGAGCGACGAGGCCUGUCGCAGUAGCAAGCGGUACAUAUGUGAGUUUAUCAUCCCUUAAGGAGUCCCUUCUCGGUAUCCUUCC
This is a messenger RNA of Mastomys coucha (southern multimammate mouse), 661 nucleotides long. RefSeq names its product C-type lectin domain family 3 member A (gene Clec3a). Lineage: Eukaryota; Metazoa; Chordata; Mammalia; Rodentia; Muridae. The transcript has 3 exons. Bases 47 to 637 code for a protein of 196 amino acids. The record is from RefSeq and is a predicted model, not a curated record.